AUGCUUAACGAAAUUACAGAUCAAAUUGAAAAGCUUGAACAUGAUCAUAAACAACUGAAGUAUCAGAAUUUAGAGAACAAUAAAUUACUUGAAAAAAUCGAUGAAGAUAUUCAAAGGUUGAACCGGUUGAAGUUUAGGAUUCAAAAGAAGGUAGAGAAUGAGCAGGAUACUAAUUUUAAAACUGCAGAGAUUAAAGAAAAUGACGUUGAUGAUUUAAAGGAUACGAGGAGAAACAAAAAAGAAAAGAAGGACAAAUCAUUAGAUAUCAAAAAUGAGACCGAAAAUGAAAGUGGGCAGUGGAUGGACAAUUCUAAAUCUGUUCUUUUGAAAGGGGUUAACCAAGAUCAAUUUCGUAGAUACGAAUUGGCAUAUGAUAGAGUCAAGGACUUCUAUCGCCAGCAGCAUGAAAAGCAGACAGUUGCAUAUAACAUACAGGCACGAAUAAACUUUAAAACUAAAGUUAGGGAUCGGAUGUCUGUAUGGGAUGCCCUCGUAAAACUCAAUAAGCUUUUAGACGAGAGUGACCCAGACACAGAAUUGUCACAAAUUGAUCAUGCUUUGCAAACAGCCGAGGCCAUAAGACGAGACAAGAAACCUCGAUGGUUUCAAUGUGUCGGCUUAAUUCACGAUCUAGGAAAGCUUUUAUACUUUUAUGAUGCUCAGGGGCAGUGGGAUGUUGUCGGGGAUACAUUUCCUGUUGGUUGUCGGUUCUCAAAAAACAUAAUAUAUUAUGAUUAUUUCAAAGAAAAUCCAGAUUAUAAGAACCCAUUAUAUAACACCAAAUAUGGAAUUUAUUCUCCUCACUGUGGAUUGAAAAACGUGAUGUUGAGUUGGGGACAUGAUGAAUACAUGUAUAAUCUUGCUAAAGAGCAGAGCAUUUUACCACCAGAAGGUCUUGCUAUGAUCAGGUAUCAUUCCUUUUAUCCAUGGCAUCGGGAAGGGGCGUACAAAUAUCUUAUGUCAGAGGAAGAUAAAAAAAGCUUGAAGAUCGUUCAAACGUUUAAUCCCUACGAUUUAUAUUCCAAGAGUGAUAUUCGUUAUAGUGUUGAUGAAUUAAAACCUUAUUACCUUGAACUUAUCGAUGAGUUUUUCCCUAAUAAGCUGGUUGAAUUUUGA
Messenger RNA from Brettanomyces bruxellensis, 1116 nucleotides. RefSeq lists its product as uncharacterized. The coding region runs from base 1 to 1116 and encodes 371 amino acids. Gene Ontology annotation, molecular function: iron ion binding; inositol oxygenase activity. The transcript has a single exon. Gene Ontology annotation, cellular component: cytoplasm. Gene Ontology annotation, biological process: inositol catabolic process. Lineage: Eukaryota; Fungi; Ascomycota; Pichiomycetes; Pichiales; Pichiaceae. The record is from RefSeq and is a predicted model, not a curated record.